Dioscorea cayenensis subsp. rotundata (Guinea yam) is the source of this 339-nucleotide messenger RNA. RefSeq names its product 17.6 kDa class I heat shock protein-like. The transcript is spliced from 2 exons. Gene Ontology annotation, biological process: response to hydrogen peroxide; protein folding; response to salt stress. The record is from RefSeq and is a predicted model, not a curated record. Bases 1 to 339 code for a protein of 112 amino acids. Lineage: Eukaryota; Viridiplantae; Streptophyta; Magnoliopsida; Dioscoreales; Dioscoreaceae.
AUGAAGAUCAAGGUCCAUGUUGAGGAUGAGAGCGUGCUUGUGAUUAGUGGUGAGAGAAAGAGAGAUGAAGAAGAGGAGGAUAGGAAGUACUUGCAGAUGGAGAGAAGGGCUGGCAAGUUCAUGAGAAAGUUCUCAUUUCCGGAGAAUGCAAAUGCGGAUCCACCCUUCAUCAGGCCUUCAAGCCGAGGUUCCUUCGAAUCAAAAAACUCAUCAGUGAGCUUGAGAGCAGCGGUAGGGGAAGAAGAGGAGAAGCAAAAGACCGAGAUGGAGGCUAUUGAAGAGGUGGAUAAUGGAGGCGGAGAAGGAGAGAGAAACUCAAUCGGAAUUUUAGAGACCUAA